Messenger RNA from Metarhizium robertsii ARSEF 23, 819 nucleotides. Its product is annotated as Protein kinase-like protein. The coding region runs from base 1 to 819 and encodes 272 amino acids. The transcript has a single exon. Lineage: Eukaryota; Fungi; Ascomycota; Sordariomycetes; Hypocreales; Clavicipitaceae. The record is from RefSeq and is a predicted model, not a curated record.
AUGGCGUCUCCGCCGGCGCCAGGACGCGCGGUCCAAACACUAACCCUUCUGCUUGUCAAGGCAACGCGUCACAAGCUCUUACGAAGACUCUGGAGAAAACAGACCGGCCUUUUUCACAUUGCCAACAUCUGCAUCAAGACCAAACCAGACGAGAACCUAUCCGAAGCCUACGCUAUGCAAUUCGUCGGCACACACACAUCCAUUCCCGUGCCCAAGGUGUACUACGCCUUCGUCCAUAAGGGAACAUCAUACAUCGUCAUGCGCCACAUCAAAGGAAAAAUGGCUGGAUUUGACUGGUCAUGCCGCUCGGAGGAAUCGAAAGCGCGAAUAUUGGAACAACUGCGCGGCAUGAUCAGGGAGCUUCGCUCCGUUCCCCCCCCAGAAGGGACACGAGUUGGGAGCAUCGACGGCGGGCCAUUCUGGGACUGUCGUCUGCCAUCACGGGACUACUGGGGCCCGUAUGUCACCGUUGAUGAGUUUCACCAAGCAUUGACCGACGGCAUUCCUUGGGAUAGCGACUGCACCAAGUUCCCUGACCUUGCCGAGCUCUUUGCCUUCUAUCGGCACGCAGACUAUGCGUUGGUUCUGACCCACGGUGACUUGAGUAGCCUCAACAUUCUGGUCCGCGGGGACACCGUCGUGGGAAUAGUAGACUGGGAAACGGCUGGAUGGUUCCCGGCGUACUGGGAGUACACAACUGCGAAAUAUGUCAAUCCUCAGAAUCCAUUCUGGGCGGAUCCCGUCGACCAGUUUUUAACGCCCAUGCCAGAGGAGUGGAGGAUGGAAACUAUUAGACGCAAAUACUUUGGUGACAUUUAA